Messenger RNA from Penicillium verhagenii, 1800 nucleotides. Its product is annotated as PAS-associated C-terminal. The record is from RefSeq and is a predicted model, not a curated record. NCBI's taxonomy places the organism in Eukaryota, Fungi, Ascomycota, Eurotiomycetes, Eurotiales, Aspergillaceae. The transcript is spliced from 5 exons. The coding region runs from base 1 to 1800 and encodes 599 amino acids. Gene Ontology annotation, cellular component: nucleus.
AUGGAGAUUCCUGAUAUUCCCGAUGACCGACCACACAAGCCCGCAUCGGUGCUCACCUCACCCACAAUUGUCCUCGAUGACUGUUCUCCAGAUUACCCCGAGUCGCAAUACAGAGGCAGCAACCCGGAGAGCACCAAUUUAACAAAUGGCGAGUUAAUGCACGAACAAUGUCCCACUCCACCCGCCGAUUCAAUUUCCAGCGAUCUCCGCUCACAGCCUUCAAUAAAAGCACUUCGUCGCAAUUUUACUGUCAACGAUGUCAAUCAAUCAAAAGACCUGCCUCUCUUACAAGCGACCAACCCGAACGAUGGUGCCGAGGAAUUUCAUCCAGUCGAUGAAGAUGACGAAGACUGUUCCUUCGAUUUGGUUGCCCCAUACGAGGGUGAUGGGGAUCCUAUGCACACGCUUGAGCGCCAAGCGGAUACUAUGUUUUCGUCAGAACAUAUGCUAGUCAUUCUCAAAAACCCGCGCCAUCUCGCCAAGUUUCGAGAAUUUUUGCUUAAGGAGCGACCGAAGUCAAUUCCCGUCCUCACAUAUUAUCUCAAUGCCUGUAAAGCUUUGAAAGCGCUGGAAUAUGCCAAUUCCUUGAUCAGGCUUUCGGUCCUUCUUCCUCCAGGUGGAGUGGAGGAGGCAAAGGAGCCUGUGGAUCUUAGUAUAAACCCAGCACUUGAAGCUCGCGUGCAAGAUGGGCUGAAUGCCCUUACUGCAGAGGAAUUGCCGGCUUUCAUUACAUCUACUUGCAUCAAUAUUACAAGUAAGGUUGUUGAAGAGCGCGUUCGAGGAACUCUGCCCGAAAAGUUCCAAGGAACUUCCGAUGCGCUGGCCGAGGUAUUUUGUUUGACAGAUCCGUCACGGCCCGAUAACCCGAUUAUCUUUGCUUCUGGAGAGUUCCACCGAACCACACAAUAUGGCAUGGACUAUGUACUAGGACGAAACUGUCGCUUUUUGCAAGGCCCCAAAACCAAUCCUAACAGUGUCCGCCGUAUCAGAGAAGCACUCCAGGCUGGUCGCCACCACUCCGAGCUUUUCCUCAACUACCGCCGCGACGGCUCCCCCUUUAUGAACCUUCUUCAAACCGCUCCUCUCUGCGACAGCCAAGGUAAAGUCCGAUACGUCAUUGGUGCUCAAGUCGAUGUGUCAGGACUGGCUAUGGAGGGCGCGCAGAUGGAGUCGUUACAAAGCCUCACUGCAGAAAAGGAAAGGAAAGAAGCCGGCGAAGAAGAACCCCAACAGCCAAAAUCCGAGUUCCAGGAACUGGGCGAAUUAUUCAGCCCCCGUGAAUUACAAAACGUCCAUGCAUACGGUGGCAAUUUGUUCCAACCCAUCGACGAAAAGGUCAACCCGACAAAUAGUCGCCUGUUCAUACCCGGUAGCCCCGACUACGAAGCAGAGAAACGCCUGAGCGAGGUUCCGCAGCCCGCUCCAUCAGCCGGCCCCAAUGGAUCUCUGACCGGUGUUUAUAAACAUUAUCUCCUCGUCCGACCAUACCCAUCACUCCGUGUCCUCUUUACCUCUCCUUCUCUACAGAUCCCUGGCAUGCUUCAAUCAUCAUUCCUUUCACGAAUUGGAGAUACUGGUGAAAAGAGGGAUAGUAUUGUGCAGGCUAUGAUGGAGGGCCGCAGUGUCACAGCCCGGAUCAAGUGGGUAACUCGAUUUAGUGAGAAUGGGCGUCACCGCUGGAUUCACUGUACGCCUUUGUUAGCGAACAAUGGUGGCGUUGGCGUGUGGAUGAUUGUGGUUAUGGACGAUGAGGAGGAGCACUUUGUGCGGUGGAAGGGGAACUGGCCUAUGAGCCAGUAA